ACAUGGUGCCGAAUUACUACUAUGCAAGUAAGCUUGUUGAUUUACUCUAGCGAUGCACUUGAUUCGAUUAAAUCAUUCCAUACCAUCCAUUCAAGGUCAAGGGGGUUAAAUGUCUAAAGUACUAAGGAUUGUGGAUGAAUAGACCAUUUGUAUAUUUGUAUGGGUCUGGGGUAAUUAAUUGUAUGGAGAAAUGGAAAUGGAGAAAUGGAGAACUGGGGUUCGGGGGAACUUCAUCAUGGAUGGGAAAAUCCUAUAAAGUUGGAGUAGGUAACCCAGCUUUUAAAGGUAACGUCGUUAAUAACAACAUCACCAUCUUCUUCUCUUUUUAUAAUAAGAACCUGGUCCUCUCUCUCUCUCUCUCUUUUAUAUAGAAGGUUUUGGUUUAUUUCUAUUCUCUUCGUUCCUCUCCUCUUCUUCCUAUUCUCUUCGUUCCUCUCCUCUCCUCCCUUCUCCCCUCCUCUCCUCUUCUCACUAAACAAAACUCCCAAUCAAACCCCCAAAAUGGCCGGUGGAAUUCCCAUAUCCACCACCCCCCUCUCAACGGGUUUCCUCCGAGGAAAAGCCCUCAUCUUCCCCCUCUCCCUCGUCAUCUCCCUAUUCUUCCUCUGGGGCUUCUCCUACGGCCUCCUCGAUGUCCUGAACAAACAUUUCCAAACCGUUCUCGACAUAACCAAACUCCAAUCUACGGGUCUCCAGGUAGUUUAUUUCGGAGGCGGAUAUCUUCUCUUCUCGCCUAUUGCUGCCGAAGUCAUGAAGCGCAAGGGGUAUAAGAUAACUAUCUUGAUGGGUCUUUCGCUCUACUCACUUGGUGCUAUUAUGUUCUGGUAAGUGUAACCUUACAAAUGCAUAUCUCAGCAUUCAUAAUAUCCACAUCCACAUGAUAACUAACGCUCAAUCCAAGGCCAACCGCUCAUUUCUCCACAUAUCAAAAUCGAAUCGCCUCAUUUGGAGGGUUUUGCGCUUGUACAUUGGUCAUCGCAUGUGGACUGGCUACUCUCGAAACAGCAGCCAAUUCCUACGCCGUCGUAAUUGGAGACCCAGCAUCCGCAUCCGCUCGUCUCCAAUUCUGUCAAUCCUGGAACGGCGUCGCCUCAUUCAUCGGCCCGUUGAUCGCAGGAAAAUAUUUCUUCACGGGUGAAAAUGCCCACAAUCUAACCAAUGUACAAUUCGUCUAUCUAGCCGUCGCAUGCGCUGGAGCCGCCAUCGGGGUACUAUUCCUCGUCGCGAAACUUCCCGAAGUCUCAGAAGAAAUGCUCGAAUCGAGUACCGUCAAGACGGAAAACUUCGCCCUGGAUGAAUUCGGGAAUGAAAUCGGUCAAGGACCAAUAUAUAAGCAAUACAACAUGAUAUUCGCCUUCAUUGCACAAUUUUGCUACGUCGGUGCUCAAGUAACCGUUGCUUCAUUUUUCAUCAACUACGCUACGGAAAAUGCAACAUAUUCCUCUUCUCAAGCAUCCAAUAUGCUUUCAUACGCACUGAUUACCUUCACGGUAGGAAGAUUCAUCGCCACAGCGCUCGCGACGGUCUUUCAGGCCGAUUUCCUCAUGAUGAUUUAUGCUAUUUUCGCAAUAGCUUUUACAGCCAUUGUAUCCGCAUGGCAAGGAAAAGGCGCAGUGGUAAUACUCAUUCUGCUCUUCUUCUUCGAAGCUCCUAUGUACCCCACCCUCUUUACACUCGGCACCGCAAAUCUAGGCCGCCAUACUCGUCGCGGAGCAGGAAUUCUCGUCAUGGGUGUAUCUGGCGGAGCUGUAUUUCCGCCCAUCCAAGGAGCGAUUGCCGAUUCAGCGGGCACGAGAAUCUCGUAUGUGGUUCCGCUGGUGGGCUUUGUGUAUGUGCUGGGUUAUGUUACUUUUCAUUGGGUGAGACAUGGGAGGAAUAUUAUGAGGGUUAAGGAUGUGGUUUCUGUUGGGUUUGAGGGGGGUGCUUUGGGGGGUGUCGUGGAGAAUGUUCAUUAUGAUGGGGAUAAGGUGAUGAGUGUUGAGCAGAAGGAAACUAUUUGAUUAGUUGGUUUUGAUUUCUUUCAGUUUUAUGAGCUUGGGAAUGAUGAAUGGAUGGAUGGAUGGAUGGAUGGAUGGAAUGGCUUCACUUUAUUGGUGUUUGGGCUGGACAUAAGCAUAGCAUAGCAUAGCAUUCAUGAUGAGGAUGAAAUUUGCUGUUUAUUGUAUAUAGUUUCUUUUACUUGCAUUUGCAUUUGCAUGGGUUUCUCUUAUCAAUCUCUUUGUUAGAUGAGAUUCGAUGGAUGGAUGAUGGAUGGACGGAUGGAUG
This is a messenger RNA of Sclerotinia trifoliorum, 2265 nucleotides long. The record is from the annotation of a GenBank genome assembly. NCBI's taxonomy places the organism in Eukaryota, Fungi, Ascomycota, Leotiomycetes, Helotiales, Sclerotiniaceae.